AUGUACAACCCGUACGCUUCGGCCCCUGAGGCAUAUCCCAGACAAGGCAACUUGCAUCAUCCCCAGCCGCAUCAUGUGAAGCCAUCUUAUUCUCCCUCGCAGCAGUAUCAGCAGCCAGCUGCCAACCAGCAGUACUCACAACAGUUCCAGCCACAACAUGACAUGCCCCAACAGGGAUUCCCCCAGCAAGGAUUCCCACAGCAGGGAUUCCCACAACAGCAGAAUGCGUUUCCACAAGGAACACUGCCUGCGGCACAAGGCUCAAAUUCCAUGCCAUACUCCAAUUUCCUCUCGGAUCCAGCCGCUAGCAUGGCCGCGCAGUUUGCCAAAUCUGGCUUUGGCCAGUCCAACAACUACAUCCAGCAGAACUUUGGCAGCUACAUGCCUGUGGCGGGCGACUUGAAAUACUACUUCAAAGUGAGCAACCUGUAUGUGUGGAACAAGCUUCGGUUGAUCUUGUUCCCAUACCGCCACCGCAACUGGUCGAGAAUGACCACAGCGGAAAGCGCAGGCUCAUCUGGCGCAGGCGUUUCGUAUGCUCCUCCAAGUGAAGAUAUCAAUGCGCCGGAUUUGUAUAUCCCAUUGAUGUCGUUUAUCUCGUACAUUCUCCUCUGGGCAUUAUUCUCGGGUUUGCGGGGCGAUUUUCAUCCCGAAGUUUUUGGGUACCUUGCAUCUCAGACUUUGGCAUGCUCGUUUUUGGACAUUUUAAUUUUCAAGAUCGGUCUUUACUUGUUGAACUGCUCGACUCAAAGCUCAUUCUGGGACCUCGUGAGCUUCAGCAGCUACAAGUACGUGGCUAUAACCGUGUUACUUUGUUGGAAGAAUCUUUUCGGCGGCUCAUGGCUCGCGUUCUACAGCGUGCUCUUUGUUCUUGUUGGUAGUUUGUCCUUGUUUUUGAUGCGUUCUUUGAAGUUUUUGGUUCUACCAGUGGGUGCUGGUGACACUUCCGCCAACACCAUUUCGAACAACCAAAGGCGACUUCGUGUGCAAUUUCUUUUCCUCUACUCGGUAGUCGUGCAAUUUAUGAUUGUCAUUUUCAUGUCACGUUGA
Clavispora lusitaniae ATCC 42720 is the source of this 1050-nucleotide messenger RNA. RefSeq names its product protein transporter YIF1. The record is from RefSeq and is a predicted model, not a curated record. Gene Ontology annotation, biological process: endoplasmic reticulum to Golgi vesicle-mediated transport. Lineage: Eukaryota; Fungi; Ascomycota; Pichiomycetes; Serinales; Metschnikowiaceae. Gene Ontology annotation, cellular component: endoplasmic reticulum-Golgi intermediate compartment; endoplasmic reticulum membrane; COPII-coated ER to Golgi transport vesicle.